CAUUUCGAACAGAGAAGUAACCGAUCAUCUAUAAGUGUUUCAUCUCUAAAGCUUGCUCUUUCACCCGUCUUACAGAAGGUCGUCCGAGAGUAGGCCCGCGACAAGCUCCCGCCCAAGCCCAAGACCCCUGGAGCGCUUCCGGGCCUUGGCGAAGAGGUCUGAAACCUUCGGCCAGCCACGAAGGAGGGACUGCUGCGCAUGCGCGCCCCAACGCAACCUCUCCGGAGCUAGCCGUCUCGCUACGUCACCACCAGCCUCGCAAACUGCAACCGGCGGGAGUUUUUCAAAAUGGGAGCGCAGAGGCACCGCCCAGGCCUUGGACGGUGUCGGGGAGAACUUUCCGUGGCUUUAGCGUCGUCGCCUGGAGCGGCGGCCUAGAGAACCGAGCCUGAUGGGAGCCAAGACCGGCUGGCUGCUUGGAGCGUUGCCUCGAAGGGACUGCGUGAAGGAAGCUAAUCCGGAGAACCCAGGCCGGGGCCUGGAAAUAUGGCGACCUGCAUCGGGGAGAAGAUCGAGGAUUUUAAAGUUGGAAAUCUCCUUGGUAAAGGAUCAUUUGCUGGUGUCUACAGAGCUGAGUCCAUUCACACUGGUUUGGAAGUUGCAAUCAAAAUGAUAGAUAAGAAAGCCAUGUACAAAGCAGGAAUGGUACAGAGAGUCCAAAAUGAGGUGAAAAUACAUUGCCAAUUGAAACAUCCUUCUAUCUUGGAGCUUUAUAACUAUUUUGAAGAUAGCAAUUAUGUGUAUCUGGUAUUAGAAAUGUGCCAUAAUGGAGAAAUGAACAGGUAUCUAAAGAACAGAGUGAAACCCUUCUCAGAAAAUGAAGCUCGACACUUCAUGCACCAGAUCAUCACAGGGAUGUUGUAUCUUCAUUCUCAUGGUAUACUACACCGGGACCUCACACUUUCUAACCUCUUACUUACUCGUAAUAUGAACAUAAAGAUUGCUGAUUUUGGGCUGGCAACUCAGUUGAAAAUGCCACAUGAAAAGCACUAUACAUUAUGUGGAACUCCUAACUACAUUUCACCAGAAAUUGCAACUCGAAGUGCACAUGGCCUUGAAUCUGAUGUUUGGUCCCUGGGCUGUAUGUUUUAUACAUUACUUAUCGGGAGGCCACCCUUUGACACUGACACAGUCAAGAACACAUUAAAUAAAGUAGUAUUGGCAGAUUAUGAAAUGCCAACUUUUUUGUCAAUAGAGGCCAAGGACCUUAUUCACCAAUUACUUCGUAGAAAUCCAGCAGAUCGUUUAAGUCUGUCUUCAGUAUUGGACCAUCCUUUUAUGUCCCGAAAUUCUUCAACAAAAACUAAAGAUUUAGGAACUGUGGAAGACUCAAUCGAUAGUGGGCAUGCCACAAUUUCUACUGCAAUUACAGCUUCUUCCAGUACCAGUAUAAGUGGUAGUUUAUUUGACAAAAGAAGACUUUUGAUUGGUCAGCCCCUCCCAAAUAAAAUGACUGUAUUUCCAAAGAAUAAAAGUUCAAGUGAUUUUUCUUCUUCAGGAAAUGGAAGCAGUUUUUCUACUCAGUGGGGAAAUCAAGAAAACAGUAAUAGUGGAAGGGGAAGAGUAUUUCAAAAUGCAGAAGAAAGACCACAUUCUCGAUACCUUCGUAGAGCUCAUUCCUCUGAUAGAUCUGGCACUUCUAAUGGUCAAUCUCGAGCAAAAACAUAUACAAUGGAACGAUGUCACUCAGCAGAAAUGCUUUCAAAGUCCAAAAGAUCAGGAGGAGGUGAAAAUGAAGAGAGAUACUCGCCCACAAACAACAAUGCCAACAUCUUUAACUUCUUUAAAGAGAAGACAUCCAACAGUUCUGGAUCUUUUGAAAAACCUGAUAACAAUCAAGCACUCUCCAGUCAUCUUUGCCCAGGAAAAACUCCUCUUCCAUUUGCAGACCUGACACCUCAGACUGAAACAGUACAACAGUGGUUUGGGAAUCUGCAAAUAAAUGCUCACUUAAGAAAAACUACUGAAUAUGACAGCAUCAGCUCAAACCAGGAUUUCCAGGACCAUCCAGAUUUGCAGAAGGACACAUCAAAAAAUGCCUGGACUGAUAUAAAAGUCAAAAAGAGCUCUGAUGCUUCUGAUAAUGCACAUUCUGUAAAUCAGCCAAAUACCAUGAAAUACAUGAUGGCACUUCACAGUAAACUUGGGUUAAUCCAACAAGAAUGUGUUUUUGCCUUAGAUCCUCUUUCUGAACAGAGCAAGACUAGGGAUAUGGAGCCACCAUUGGGUUAUCAGAAUCGUACAUUAAGAAGAAAACCUAGUAGUACUAGUUCACCUAAGGCCUUAUCACCUCCUCCUUCUGUGGAUUCAAAUUACCCAUCGAGAGAUGGAGCAUCUUUCAAUAGAAUGGCCAUGAAUAGUGCUGCUUCUCCAUCGCAGGCACCAAUGCUUAAUCCCUCUAUGAUUACAAAUGAAGGACUUGCUCUUAUAGCUACAGCUUCUGGAACAGACAUCUCUUCUAAUAGUCUAAAAGAUUGUCUACCUAAAUCAGCACAACUUUUGAAAUCUGUUUUUGUGAAAAAUGUUGGUUGGGCUACACAGUUAACUAGCGGAGCUGUGUGGGUUCAGUUUAAUGAUGGGUCCCAGUUGGUUGUGCAGGCAGGAGUGUCUUCUAUCAGUUAUACCUCACCAAAUGGUCAAACAACUAGGUAUGGAGAAAAUGAAAAAUUACCAGAAUACAUCAAACAGAAAUUACAGUGUUUGUCUUCCAUCCUUUUGAUGUUUUCUAAUUCAACUCCUAAUUUUCAUUGAUCAAAACUCCUUUCAGACAUAUAAGUUUAAUAAAUAACUUUUUUGUUGGCUUUCAAGUAAAGUGAUUUUUUUAAAUUUAACUUCUUCAGAAAGCCUUUCUAUGAAAUAAUUUUAACCUAUACUGUAAAGGAUGUAUUCUGAGAGAACAAAGCAGAAUGAAACUUGAGUCACUUACUAAAUAGAGUGGAUAUAAAAUAGUAUACCUGACUUUGCUCUUAGAUCAUAACCCCCAAACUUAUUAUGUUCAUGUAUUUGUAUUCAACAAUCUUUUAAAAGCAAAAAUAUAAAUGAUAUGUGGUAUAUUUCUGCUUUUAUUGUUUUCCCUAUGUCUCAGACAUGUUGAGAAUCAUGGACAAAACCUGCUGAAAUUUGGGAAUUUUUGAACAUGUAAAUAAUGUGUAUUUAUGUUAUAAGUAACAUAUGUAAACAUGUAUAUUUGUUUUAUAUUUAUUUUUGUAGCACCCGUGUCUGACGAAACAUUUUUGCAAAUGCAUUUUAUAAAAAAAAUAAAUACAGUGAUAAGUUACAUUAUCUUUUGAUUCAUUUAAUUAAAUACUUAUUUUAAAAUAACUACUUAACUCACUUUUAAAUUUGUUGCCUGUUUAGGAGGAGUCAAUUAAAUUUUAAAUAAUAAUUUUGCAAAUGUUAAA
Molecule: messenger RNA, 3401 nt
Organism: Cebus imitator (Panamanian white-faced capuchin)
Lineage: Eukaryota; Metazoa; Chordata; Mammalia; Primates; Cebidae
Gene: PLK4
Product: polo like kinase 4
Exons: 11
Coding region: 487-2751 (754 amino acids)
Biological process (GO): protein phosphorylation
Molecular function (GO): protein binding; ATP binding; protein kinase activity
Source: RefSeq, a predicted model, not a curated record